GCAGGCCUCGCCCUCUCCGAGCAGGGGCUGCCUUUCUGCGACUCGGGCGCCGCGUUGCGUCCCGCUCCUCUCCACGCGUCUCCGGCGCCCCUCCCCUCCGCUGCCGGUUCUGUCUCGGGUGGAAGCGAGGGGGUUGCUGCUGCUGCUGCUGCUGCUGCUGCCCGGCCGAUAGCUCCCUUCUCCCGCUCGCUUAGCUUAGCCGAGCCGGGCAGAAAGACAACGUCGAUUCCGGCCGCCCCAGCAGCGCCCAAGUUCCCUCGGGCACCUCCCCGCCGUGCGCCUUCGCCAAACCCGCUCGGAGAUGGCCGAGAAGCUCAGCCGCCCCCGCCUCCUCUUCCUCCUCCUCCUCACCAUCGCCGCCCUGAGUGAGAGAGGAUAUGCUGAUGACUGGAGUUUAGAAGAUGCGCUCACUGACCAGCCGACAAAGCGACCUACCCACAAGCCCAAAAAGCUUUCUUCUAGUGGAACAGGUGAUUUUGACUUGUCUGACUACUUUGAUGACCCACUGGAGACAACCACAAAGCCAGCAAAGGUGACCACUGGCCCUUAUCCGAAGAAACCAGAUGAUAGCCGCUGGAAUGUACAGUACACCACUACCACCAGGCAUCCAAAAACGACCAAGACACCACCCAAAAAACACCCAACCAAAGAUCCCAUGGAUUUUGACUUAAGUGAUGCCUUGAAGGACUCAGAUGAUGGUCAAGGUGGUGGGGCACCAAUUGUGAAUCCUGGUGGAGGCUCCAAAGGUAGAGGUGGAAGAGGUGGAAAACCUGGUAUUUCUGAUGAAGACUUGGCUGGAAUUCUGGAUGAUGGAAAGUACCAGCCAGACAAGAAGAAAGGGGGCAGUGGUGGUGGCAGCAGUGACAGCAAUUAUAAUGAAGGUGCCCUAAUAGAGACAGGGACGAUUGCUGGUAUAGUCAGCGGCCUUGCUAUGGCUUUGAUUGGUGCCGUGAGCAGCUACAUCUCAUACCAGCAAAAGAAGUUCUGUUUCAGCAUACAACAGGGUCUGAAUGCAGAGUACGUAAAAGGAGAAAACAUGGAAGCAGUGGUGACUGAAGAGCCGCAAGUCAAAUAUUCUGUCCUAGAGCCACAGUCAGCAGAGCCACCUCCGCCGCAAGAGAACGCAAAGGUCUAAACGGUCAGACUUGGGCUGGAAAGGAUUGGUCAACGGCAACCACGUACACGCUUCUCACAUGCUUGUAAUUUAGCUUUUUACAAAUAUUUGAUUUGGAUCCAAAGCUAUUUAAUGUGUGUUCUGACUAGGACAGGCUUCUUAUUGUGGUAGACUGUAGGCAGGUUGAUACGUUUGUUCCUUUUUUCACCAUUUCUGUUUUUCGUGAAGAGUUGUAGGUUUACAUCGACUUGAUCAUGUAGGAGUUUUGUCAGGUUGAAUACAAACUACAAGGGUGCUUCAAAGUGAUGUUUCAUAUUAGAUGUAGGGAUUUUCAUUAAUGAAGAAAAAAGCAGCUGGGGAUAGUGACUACAGGUGUGAGAACAAUUGAAGUGCCUGUAAAUUAACAAUCCAAAGCAAACCAUUAAAAAAAACCUUUGUAGAAAUGUCUUUCAGCUACAUUGGCUGACGGCUAUGAGUACAUGGCUUCUGCUGACUCAAGCGGAAGUCUGUGGAUGUUGGAGGGCAGAGCUUUGCCUUCUGGGUAGUUACACCUCAAGAUAUUUAAGUGCCUGUGGGGGUUGGUCUUCAUUUGAAAGCCCGGCCUGUUGGCAGAAGACAGCAAGUAAACAGCAUCCCCCUCUGACUGGGCUUCAGUAUAGCUGUAGCAGUAAUCCUCAUCCUUUUGAUACCAGAACCCUGUGCAAGUAAUUGUUGUGUGUGCAGUGCUUCCUUUAGCAGACCAAGGAUGUUUCAGAGAUUAAACUCCAGCUUGUACAUAACCUGAGGGCAAAGAAAUGGUGUCCUGUUCUACACACUCUCCUAAGUGCAAAUUCUUGGGUGCCAGAUUAUGUUUCCAGUUUCUCCAGCUUCAAGGCUUGCAUGUUUGAAUUGCCGGGUGGGCAAGAACUGUUGCAGCCAGAUUCCAUCUGAAGCUGUUUUAUGUGGUUUGCAGGGAUCCAUUCCUAGGAUCCUUUGCAGUGUGGCAGAGGAUGUUGGGUACAACUGUUACCUUGCAUUCUUUUCCUUGUUUUACCAUUAAAUUUGAUUAAGUACAAUGUGGAUUUCAGGAAUCCAGUGACCUGUUUCUGGGUGAGGACAAUUUAGGCGAGGGACAUUAAGCCACAAAAUGUAAUGCUGUAACAUGUAUUACAGAUCAAAAGUUCAGUAGUUUUUAUUUUGACAAGGCAAAUAGGAUUUCAAAGCACACUAAUAUUCAUAGAAUUCCUGGUCUGUAGUUUACUGCAUAUCCUAAUAAUCUUCCACUUCUAGGUCUAGUCCAAUCUAACAGUGGUAAAACUGUAUAAUAAAGCAAAGGGAAGAAUUAAGCAGUGCCAGUCCAGGCCUGGUUUUAUCACAGGAUAAUCUGUCUACAUGCAACCUAGCUAAGCUGAUGGCCAUUUGAUUCUCUUUAAAAGAUGCAGAUGUUGCAAGAGGGCAUACAGUGUGCCCAACCUGAGCAUAAUAAUGUAGCUAAGAUUUAGUAAGAGCUUUGAGAAAGAGAAGUGAGUCUGCCAAUCCUUCCUCAUCUCCCUGAUGAAAUCCUAGUCUUUCUUUCAGUUUAUUAUUAGAAGCAUCCCAGCACUGAGCCACACUACCUGAGACCUUUACAAAGUGAAACCAUGGGUGAAUCUGGAGCCUUCUCCUUGCAAAGCGUGCACUCUGAUCAUUGAACUGUGGAGCAACCAAGACAGGAAUCUGGCCCCACUUGAAUAUUUUUACAUGAGGUUCGCAGGAGUCUCUCUUUUCCACUGUUGUAGCAAGAAUACAUUUUUAUUAUCUUAGAACAAUGAGUGAAUCGUCUGUGUCGUCAGUGAGUCAGCAAGGAAGGGUGAGCUUUUUAUAAAAAGAAAUUAUGCACAUUUCCCUAAUAUACUGGUGGUGGUAAGAAAGAACUUGUACAGAUCACACCUGUCCUGUUUCUUUGUAGACAACCUUUAAAUUGAAAGGAUAGAAGUUGGACACUUAGUCAUCUGAGCUCUUCUCCAAGUAGCCUGUCAUGCAGCAUAUGACGGUCACUUAAUCCAUGCUUAUCUUGUCAUCUGAAUACUAAAAUACCUUUCCAAACCCCCAGUUUGUAUCGGGGUCCUUUCUUAUAGGUACAAGAAUCUAGAAACAUUAGCACCCUGCUCUCAGCUAGGAAGAUUCACUCAUUCACACACAGGCUGAUGUGGAUGCAGCUGCAUAUCUGGAGCCCACUAAAUCAGGUUAAUAUAAAGGGACAUCCCACCAGUUGUUACCUCUAGUGGGUGACCCAUCGUUAAAGCUGGAUCAGGACUUAGGGGUGUAACCAGAAGAGGAAAUGUUGGCACUCCAAUCUUAUAUAUGUUUACUUAGGAGUAAAUCCCACUAAUAUUGGUGGAAUUCGCUUCUGUGUAAGGGUGCUUAAAAUUGUAGCCUAGAUGUUUAACAGCUUUGCAAAUUCCUUCUGCUCUGUUUUUGUUUCAUUGUGUGUGUUUCAAAAGCCUUACAGUAGCUUUAAAGCAAGAAAGAAAUACACAUCUUUUGAAUGUAUUUAGCUUUCCUAAAAAUGCCGUGAUAAGCUUCUUUCCCCAGAGGUCUCAUUUUACUGUUGGCUUCCAUGGGACUAAAACAGGGGACAUCAAAGAAGGAAUGCAGUUCCAUUGCUUUUUGAAGGGCGUUUCACACAGUACAGUAACCAGAAUGGAGGCUGAUGUAAAUCACUUGUGCAUGGCAGUAUGUCGUAACACCAAGAGUCUCCAUAAGAGUAGAGCAGAGCCGUACCACCAUGUGAGUGAUUUUUGGUGGCUUCACGUUGGCUGUUGCCUUUCGAUUCUGUAGAGUAGAUUUUAUAAAGGAAGGUUGUGGUUUGCAAAGUUUGCAGAGCACAAAUGAGCCCAAUACUAACAAGACCACACAGCUGAAUUUUUACAUGAUACAUUUCCAACUAGCAUUUUUUUAAAAAAUAAUUUUAGUCAAGUAAAUUUUAAAAAAUCAGUAGCAUAAAAAUAGUGCAUCUUUAGAUAAAUAGUGAGGAAAUGUGUUACUGUGACACUAGUACUUUCACUAGGUGUCCUUUUCUUGGAUAAAUGAAGAUAAUUCCUUAUUGCCAAUAACGGAACAUGUUUCUGUAGAUGUAAGUUGUCGAUUUUGUUGUAUUUCUAUUACUGCACUGUCCAGCCGCUGAUCUGAAGCUAAAAAUACAGUGCAUCUGAGUGUUAAAUAUAACCCACUAACCACUUAGACAUUUGAAAUAUGUAUAUGUAAUGCAUUUUUUUUAAAAAAGUAAACAAUUCCACUAAGGGAAAAAAACACCAGAUUUUCAUAAUGUGGCAAUACAUUAACCUUUAAGCUGCUUCCUUCCCCAAAGGCUUUUUAUAUGAAUUUGGUAAAUGGUUAUGCCUUAAUGUAAAAUUUAGGUAGAAUAUAAAAAAGCCAGAGUAUAGAAAAUGCACAGCACUUGCUGUGGCAUAAUUCAGUAUCCAGCCAACAGGGCAAUUAUGAUGAUUACUGAUGGGAACCAAUUGACUAAUAUAUGUUUUUAAAAAAAACAGCCAAUCCUAUCCCCAAAGGAUCCCGCCCCAAGCUGACUGGCUGUCACAGCAUUCCCCACUCAGAUAUCUAUGGAGAAACUCUGGUUGUACUCACUGGAGUAGGCACUGAAGGGUGCUGAGAUAAGCCUGGGCCCUUGAGAAGCAAUACAUACCCCGUCUCCCCACCCCACUACAUCUAAACUGGAGGUCAAAGACAAGGAGGCCCUGGAGUUGCUGGCAGGCCAUGCCCGGCAUUCCCGUUCCUUCUCAGAGCAGCCCAGACAGGGUUCUAAAGGCUACGUUAGUAAUAACUGAAGUGGUAAAAAUGGGCUGUAGUGCUUUGGCCUACAGGGCAGACUUUAGCUUUGAAUGACUCUUUGCUUUAAAAAUUCCAGGCAAAUAGAGAACUUGCACUGCUGAUCAACCCACUCCUAGCUUUCUAUGCUCAUGUUCUGUUUGUAGGGACGAGUUAUAGAAAGGAGUACAUGCCAAAAGGCACGGUGCAGUCUAUCCUACCGCAUGCACACACAAACCAGGCCCCAAAUGAACCAUCAGCUAUCUUUAUUAAGGGCUUAGUAGCUCUCAGAGACCUCACCUAGAGGUCUUUUUGUGUCUGCUCUUUAAGACCCUAGAGAAGGUAGCGAUUAAACCUAGGACCUUCUACAUGCAAGGCAUGUGUUACCCCCGCUCCCAAUCUUUCUGCCAUUGUCUGCAACCAACCAUAUACUUGGCUUUUUCUGGCCAAUGUCUCUGUAGCAGUGCCAGCUCUAUAGUGCUACACCUCCAGAAGGAAUCCAUUUCUGUUAUUCUACUCUGUUUUAUAUUCAUAAUUAAAACUAACUGCGUUCUGAAAUGCUACAUAAAUACACUCGGCCAGAUGUGCCAGAAUACAUCAAAUAACAUGUCUUCCACUGGGCCAAAGAUAUAAGACCCCCACUUCUUGUGCCCUGAAUUUAUAUAUAACAACAACAACGGGGGUGCGGGGAGGGGAGAGAAACAGAAGAGAAAAGGAAAAUGGCUGUGGUAUUUUGUAAAUUAUGAGAACAUUAAGUUGCUUGAGAGCUGGCUGGCUUUAUACCUUUUGCUCUUAACAUCUCCCUUUGGCAAAAGGUUUAAGGCCAUAUCUUUGACUAGUAGGCAAGUCACUAUUCUUAGCUUCACUGGGAUUAUCUGCUCUUAUUGCAUAAAUUGGUAUUGAUCCAAGAGACGAAUGUAACUUUACUAAUGGAAAAAGGAAGCGCAAGUGAAAGAGAUAAGCUGGGCAAGAAAUGAGAAGAAUGCGAGGAGCAGAUUUAAAGAAUAGACUGUGUUCAAAAGAACCAAGUUUUAUUUAGGCAAUACAUACCUUUGCUAAUACAGAAAUGCUUUAUCCCAGAUGAAAAUUGUAUAUUAUGCUGUCAAAAGGCAGACACAUUUUGCUAAAGUGCAUAUAAGAAUUAUGGGGGAGGGAAAUCUGAACUUGAUUGUUGAACUACAAACUGGAAAACAAUAAACCGAAGACUGACUUGUA
Messenger RNA from Sphaerodactylus townsendi, 6115 nucleotides. It is a transcript of the gene CD99L2, whose product is annotated as CD99 molecule like 2. The record is from RefSeq and is a predicted model, not a curated record. NCBI's taxonomy places the organism in Eukaryota, Metazoa, Chordata, Lepidosauria, Squamata, Sphaerodactylidae. The coding region runs from base 302 to 1135 and encodes 277 amino acids. The transcript has 12 exons.